AUGAUGAAACAAGGCUACAAGAAAUAUUUGACCGAGGAUGAUUUGUGGAAUUUGGCCAAAAGGGACACCACGAAAGCAUGCAGCGAAACAUUCGAGGAGUCUUGGGAAUAUGAGAUUGAACAUAAGAAAAAUCCAUCUCUUUGGGUCGCUAUCUUCAGAUCUUUCAGCGGACCAUAUUUCCGUGGCGCUCUUUUCAAGACGGUCAGUGAUUCGCUCGCCUUCAUCCAGCCGCAACUUCUAAAGCUGUUGAUCAAAUGGGUCAAGUCACGCUCAAGCGAUGAACCUCAGCCUGUAAUUCGAGGAGCUGCUAUAGCUUUGGCUAUGUUCUCUGUUUCUGUAGGACAAACUAUGGCCUUACAUCAAUACUUUCAAAGGGCCUUUGAAACUGGUAUGCGUAUCAAAACAGCCUUGACGGCAGCAAUCUACAAAAAAUCACUUAAAUUAUCAAAUGAAGGAAGAGCUAGCAAGUCUACUGGAGAUAUUGUCAACUAUAUGGCUGUUGAUACACAAAGAUUACAAGAUCUCACUCAAUAUGGUCAGCAAUUAUGGUCCGCUCCAUAUCAAAUUCUCCUCUGCAUGAUAUCUUUAUAUCAGCUAGUCGGAUUAUCCAUGUUGGCUGGUGUCGCCGCUAUGAUUCUAAUGAUCCCCAUCAAUGGUCUAAUCGCUCGCCUGAUGAAGAAGUUACAACAGGAACAAAUGAAGAAUAAGGAUUCUCGAACAAGAUUGAUCGCUGAGAUCAUCAACAACAUGAAAAGUAUCAAGCUCUAUGCUUGGAGCUCCGCUUUUAUGGCCAAAUUGAAUUUUGUAAGAAAUGACCAGGAGCUGAAGACUUUGCGAAAGAUUGGCGCUGCUCAAUCAGUUGCCAAUUUCACCUGGUCUACUACCCCAUUCUUGGUCUCUUGUUCGACAUUCGCCGUUUUUGUGUUGACUAAUGAUAGCCCACUAACUACUGAUAUCGUGUUUCCUACUUUGACUUUGCUCAAUUUGUUGACAUUCCCAUUGGCAAUUCUUCCAAUGGUCAUUACCUCCAUCAUUGAGGCUUCCGUCGCCGUCAAGCGCUUGACUUCUUUCUUCACAGCUGAAGAGUUGCAACCUGACGCCGUCAUCUUGAAGGGACCCAUUGAGGACGAUGGUGAAGAGUCUCUAACAAUCCGAGAUGCAUCCUUCUCAUGGGACAGAAACUCGGACCGCCAUGUAUUGCAAGAUAUUCAUUUCUCUGCACACAAAGGAGAACUCACUUGUAUUGUCGGCCGAGUUGGAGCAGGGAAGUCAUCUUUCCUACAAGCACUUCUUGGUGAUCUUUGGAAAGUGAAGGGACAGGUAGUGGUUCACGGAAAAACGGCUUAUGUAGCACAACAGCCAUGGGUUAUGAACGCUAGUGUUAAAGAAAAUAUCCUCUUUGGUCAUCGUUUUGACCCUACCUUUUACGAUAAAACUGUCAAGGCUUGUGCACUCACAGAUGACUUUGCUCAAUUGCCGGAUGGUGACGAAACUGAGGUCGGGGAGCGUGGUAUUUCCUUGAGUGGAGGUCAAAAAGCACGAUUGACUUUAGCAAGAGCAGUCUACGCUAGAGCUGAUAUAUAUCUACUUGACGAUUGUUUAUCCGCCGUCGAUCAACAUGUUGGUAGACAUUUGAUUGAUAAUGUCUUUGGUUCAACCGGGCUACUCAGCGGAAAGACUAGAGUUCUUGCUACAAACUCCAUUCCUGUUUUGAAAGAGGCAAAUCUUAUCUGCUUGAUUCGAGAUAACAAGAUCAUCGAGCGCGGCACGUAUGAUCAGGCCAUCGCCAGAAGAGGAGAAAUCGCAAACUUAAUUAACACAUCCGAGAACAAGGAUGUGUCCACAGAUUCUGAGACCACUGAGGCCAGCGAUUCUUCAACCAUACUUGACUAUGAGCAGCCUGGAGAAGAGGAGGCAAAGGAUGAGGCCGAGGAAGCUCAAGAACAUUUGACACAACUCCAACCCAUCAGGCCUGGAGGAUCAGGCGUCAAAAAGAGGAAGGGAAGCUCUAAUACAUUAAGACGUGCCAGCACAGCUAGUUUCAGAGGCCCUAGGGGCAAGCUUCGCGACGAGGAAGAUCCACUGAAAUCCAAACAAGGCAAGGAACAUUCCGAACAAGGAAAGGUCAAAUGGGAUGUGUAUGCUGAAUAUGCUAAGACUAGCAAUCUUGCAGCAGUGUUAAUUUAUUUAGCUAUGUUGGUUGGUGCACAAACGGCACAGAUCAGUGGCAGCGUAUGGCUCAAAAGCUGGGCUGAGGCCAAUGACAAACUUGGUAUUAACCGAGAUGUCGGCAAGUAUAUUGGUGUGUACUUUGCUUUUGGCAUUGGGUCUGCAGCUCUUGUUGUGAUCCAAACAUUGAUCUUGUGGAUCUUUUGUUCUAUCGAGGCCUCGAGAAAGUUGCAUGAGCGAAUGGCUUUUGCCAUUUUCCGAUCCCCAAUGUCCUUUUUUGAAACUACUCCAGCUGGUCGAAUUCUAAAUCGCUUUUCAAGGUAUGUUGUCGUCAUUUCUGUUUCUACCCCAGCCUUUAUCGCUUUGAUCAUCCCGCUGUCAGGCGUGUAUUACUGGGUGCAGCGUUAUUAUCUCCGUACUUCCCGUGAGCUGAAGCGCUUGGAUAGUGUCAGCCGAAGUCCAAUCUAUGCUCACUUCCAGGAGUCCCUUGGAGGCAUCGGCACGAUCCGAGCUUAUCGUCAACAACAACGAUUUACACAAGAAAAUGAAUGGAGAGUAGACGCUAAUUUGAGAGCUUACUUCCCAUCUAUCAAUAGUAACCGAUGGCUUGCUGUAAGACUCGAGUUUCUCGGUUCACUCAUUAUCUUAUCUGCCGCCGGAUUCGCCAUCGUGACUGUAAGUGCUGGUGGUGAUUUGUCCUCUGGUCUUGUCGGACUAGCAAUGUCAUAUGCUCUUCAAAUCACACAAUCCUUAAAUUGGAUUGUUCGUCAAACUGUUGAAGUGGAAACAAAUAUCGUGUCUGUUGAACGUGUUCUAGAGUACGCUAGAUUACCAAGCGAAGCUCCAGAAGUAAUUCACAGACAUCGUCCACCAAUCAGUUGGCCUGCAUCGGGUGGAGUAAACUUCAAUAACUACAGCACACGAUACCGUGAAGGUUUAGACCUCGUGCUCAAGAAUAUUAACCUUGACAUUAAACCACAUGAGAAGAUUGGGGUUGUUGGUCGAACAGGUGCAGGAAAGUCUAGUUUAACAUUAGCCCUAUUUCGGAUUAUCGAGCCCAGUGAAGGUAAUAUCAGCAUUGAUGCAUUGAACACGUCAACAAUAGGGCUACUUGAUUUAAGGCGUCGACUGGCAAUUAUCCCACAAGAUGCGGCUCUUUUUGAGGGUACUGUUCGAGAUAAUCUUGAUCCAGGUCAUGUCCAUGAUGAUACAGAGUUGUGGAGUGUACUAGAACAUGCAAGGCUAAAAGAUCAUGUCUCGACUAUGAAUGGUGGUUUGGAAGCCAAAAUUCAGGAAGGCGGAUCCAAUCUUUCUCAAGGCCAACGACAGCUUGUCUCCCUCGCACGAGCACUCCUUACUCCAUCCAAUAUUUUAGUACUAGAUGAAGCCACGGCAGCAGUGGAUGUUGAAACGGAUGCGCUUUUACAGACAACGUUAAGAAGUCCAUUAUUUGCAAAGAGAACGAUUAUUACGAUUGCUCAUCGGAUUAAUACGAUCUUGGAUAGUGAUCGUAUUGUAGUGUUGGAACAGGGACAGGUCAAGGAAUUUGAUAGUCCGAAGAAAUUGAUGGAGAAGAGGGGAUUAUUUUGGAAGUUGGUUAGGGAGGCGGGGUUGGAAGCAAUGUAG
Molecule: messenger RNA, 3795 nt
Organism: Sclerotinia sclerotiorum 1980 UF-70
Lineage: Eukaryota; Fungi; Ascomycota; Leotiomycetes; Helotiales; Sclerotiniaceae
Exons: 10
Coding region: 1-3795 (1264 amino acids)
Biological process (GO): transmembrane transport
Cellular component (GO): membrane
Molecular function (GO): ATP hydrolysis activity; ABC-type transporter activity; ATP binding
Source: RefSeq, a predicted model, not a curated record